Messenger RNA from Condylura cristata (star-nosed mole), 888 nucleotides. It is a transcript of the gene NDUFS8, whose product is annotated as NADH dehydrogenase (ubiquinone) Fe-S protein 8, 23kDa (NADH-coenzyme Q reductase). The record is from RefSeq and is a predicted model, not a curated record. Gene Ontology annotation, biological process: mitochondrial electron transport, NADH to ubiquinone; mitochondrial respiratory chain complex I assembly. The transcript has 7 exons. Bases 218 to 850 code for a protein of 210 amino acids. Gene Ontology annotation, cellular component: membrane. Gene Ontology annotation, molecular function: 4 iron, 4 sulfur cluster binding; NADH dehydrogenase activity. NCBI's taxonomy places the organism in Eukaryota, Metazoa, Chordata, Mammalia, Eulipotyphla, Talpidae.
GCUGUUAGGGCCGACCCGGGCAGCGUGACAUCCGUGCGAGUGCGGGGACCUCGCAACGCGCGUGGGCUGCACGAUCGGGCUCCACCUUGGCCCUCAAGACGCACGGCCUCCGUGUCCUUGAGCGUGGGGCUGGCGGACGGGGACGCCGGCCCAUCCGCGCGCAUGCGCCGCCCGCUCAGGGUGGCCUGCCCCUGCGGGGUCAGAGGUCACGGGGAAGAUGCAGAGCCUGAGGGUACCCACGCUGCUGCGGGCCCUGACUCAGGCUGCGCACACAGGCCAUCCUGGCGGCCGUAGCCUCCACGGCAGCACAGUGGCAGCCACAUACAAGUAUGUCAACCUGCGUGAGCCCUCGAUGGACAUGAAGGCAGUGACUGACCGGGCGGCGCAGACCCUGCUGUGGACGGAGCUCGCCCGAGGCCUGGGCAUGACGCUGAGCUACCUGUUCCGGGAGCCGGCCACCAUCAACUACCCAUUUGAGAAGGGCCCGCUGAGCCCACGCUUCCGUGGGGAGCAUGCCCUGCGCCGGUACCCCUCCGGGGAGGAGCGCUGCAUCGCCUGCAAGCUCUGCGAGGCCAUCUGCCCGGCCCAGGCCAUCACCAUCGAGGCUGAGCCGCGGGCAGACGGCAGCCGCCGGACCACCCGCUACGACAUCGACAUGACUAAGUGCAUCUACUGCGGCUUCUGCCAGGAGGCCUGCCCCGUGGAUGCCAUCGUGGAGGGCCCCAACUUCGAGUUCUCCACGGAGACGCACGAGGAGCUGCUGUACAACAAGGAGAAGCUGCUCAACAACGGGGACAAGUGGGAGGCGGAGAUCGCCGCCAACAUCCAGGCCGACUACCUGUACCGGUGACGCGCGGCCGCCGCCAAUAAAGAGCUCCUGGUCCCAGU